CCCCAUGGCAACAGCUCAAGCACGCGGCUUGUGAACUGACGCGAAGUACAUUGAUGAUACAUUGUUGCAAGAGUUCGAAACUUUAAAACACUUGAAAUGCGUAUUAUUUGUUUUCAUUUGAUCAGUAAAUAUUUCUUUAUGAAACUUGUGAGAGUAAAUUGAAGAUGUCUGGAGUUUAUCAGUUUGGCUCUUCAGUGAAGCUGGAGCAGAUGGAGGCUGAACUGUCCUCACAACUUCAGGCUCUGAGGAAUGAGAUUGAAAACAAAGAGAUUUUACAGAGAACGUCCUCCAAACCAUACAGCUCUGUCCAUAUUCCAAAAGAUGUGUCUUACUUCCGUUUAGAGAGGCAGCAGGUUCUCCUUAAAGCAUUGCAGGUUUCCUCCAUAAGGCCGGUUGUGUCACAGGCAGAAAUAGCUCAGAAGGAAAUGGAAAGCUGUCUGAAUCAAGAGUACACACCUGAAAGUUUACCCUUACUGCUGCAUCAGUUUUUUACAGAUCAAACUUAUAAGCUGGCUCAGUGCAAAUAUCAGCUGAUGCUUCGAUGGAGAAGAUUUGGCCGACAUUCAACUAUCCUUGAGAAACUCUUUCCUCAGUAUAAGAAGCAGAUCACACUCCUGAACAACGAGUUUGAGGACUGCGUACAUCGGGCCCGUCGAUUGGCCGUGUCCAGAGAGAAGAUCCUGACAGGUGCUGAGAGUCCCGUGAAUGUGAUCACACAGGAGGACGUCAUCAUUUACCUGCAGUGGCUUAUUUGUCAUCUGCACUCCGUCAAAAUCAUCAACAGCUUUCUGAAUGUGCUUCAUUAUCUUCCUUCAACUGAGUGGAAUGAGAAACAGGCAUCUAGUGUUGUAGAUUUUACAUCCCCUGCCUAUUUUUCAGGGGUAUUUGAAUCAAUGUCAUCUGUCCCUGUGCACCCCAUCAAAAUAGAUGAUUUUAAAGUCCAGCUACAGUUUUUUCUCACACAUUAUAACAUUCAGUAUAGUACAGACACCAUCAAGACAUCUGCGGAUGAACUGGAGCUCUAUAGUAUGGUUAGCCACAUGUUCAGUACUGUGUUUAAAACUCAGGAGGAGAUGAAGACUUUCCUACAGUAUGACAGCACUGAAGCUACAGACAGAAAGUGGGGUAGAAAGAGCCCGAAUAAUGCUCUCAGAAAAGAGUCAAACUGGAUUGCACACAUACAGCUGAAACCAAAGCGAGACCCCUGGCAGCAAAAACAAAUGGCCAAACUGAAAGAGCUCAGAUCAAUAGAUGAACUACUUCAAAUGCACAGCAAGUUCCUUGAGGAGUCUGAUGUGCAUAAAGUGACCGAUGCUUUGAAGCAGUACAGUUCAUCUGUUUAUCAACCAGAAACCGCAAAACCUUCAGACAUGCGGAGAGAAACAUCUGAUAUUUGGAGAAGCAUUUAUAACACAACAAACAUGUCUCAGGUGGAACCUGGAAACGCUUCUCAUAUAUCUAAGCAUUCAGAUCAGAAGAAGAAUAAAGGUGGGAGCAGUGCUACGUUUCUUCGUGGGAAUGAUGAAGAUGUUGAUGGUUACAAAGAUGCUGGAACAGUCGAAGCCGGGGCUUUUCUGUCUUUAGUCUAUCUGCGAUAUCUCAGGAUCAGAGAACUUAAGCGUACCUGCCUAAGCAUGCUAAACUACCUGCGGUCAGUGGAGAGGACUUUGGUCAUGGACACCGCAGGUCUUCGGGUAAACGAUGGAGACUUGGUAAGAAAUAUUGAGGAGACGGGCUGGAUGACAGCUGCUCGAGGAGGUGAUGACCCUUCACGAGAUCUUGGAUCACAUCAUUACAUCUACAACAGUCCUGUUGACUACAAGGUUCACUGUGCCGAGUUUAUGGAGUUUCCAGAAAUGGAGAACCUCCAUGACUAUUACAGCACAAAUGGGAGUUUCAUCCACACACAGGACCAGCGAGGUCUCUACAUCGUCUAUGACGCAGCACUGAUGGAUUUGGAAGAGCUGGAGCACCAUCUGUUGCUCACAGCAUCUCAUUUCAUUCAAAUGAGCAGAGAUUCACAUGCAUCUAAUGGAUCUGGAGAUCUACACUUUUACGCCGGAGUGGAUGUAGAUCGACUGGCUGUGCUUUUGGACAUCUGGACAUGUGAAACUGAAUUUCUGGAGGACAAAAUCCAACUCUUGAAUUGCUACUUAGAGACCUAUCAGCAUGUUACCGAUCCAGAGGAACGCUUGGGUUUGGCCCAGGUCAUCACAAAUAUCAUGCACAGAAGUCCGCAGAUAGAUUUCACUGCUGGAUACUUUGUUCAAGCUUAUAGAGACUCGAUAGUCUGCCUACAAAGCCAUCAACAGCUGAUCAGAACCGUGCUGAACAAGCAGAUUGACGAACAGAGGCAGUACCUGGAGAGAAUAUGGAGAGAAAGACAAAAUGGUUUUCCUUGUGACUAUGGUCUGCCACCAAACUACAUCCCCAAGCAUUUGGUAUCUGUUGGUGGAUGCCGGCCGGCUUUGAAGAGCGUGUAUUUACUGGAGUUGCAUCCCUCCCUGUGUUUGGCAUCUCGACUGUAUGAGGGUAUUGAACGUGCCUGUGCUGAACUGUGUGAGCUGAACAGAGCUCAGACAGCGUCUCAGAGAUUAAACCUCGAGAAAAAGCUCCUGAAAAUGGCUUUGCAUCACUGGCACAUUCUGGGCACUCCUGGUGCCACCUACAGUCCUCAAAUACAAAGAGAUCUGUUCUUAGAUGUCUUCGUUGAGGACCCGGUGCUGGUCAGAGAGCUCGGCCUUAACGUUUUGAGAUCUGCUGAGGAACAGGAGAGGAAACCAGGCAAAGAGAAACAGCUGUUCAUGGUGAAAACGUUCUGCACUUUGCUAGAAUUGGUGACGGUUCGCCAGCGCAUCAUCGAGUCGGCAUCAGAGACUGAGCUCCUGUCCCAAUUAUAUAAAUGUCUAGCCACAGAGAUGGGCUUUGAUGAAUAUCAUUUAUACAUGCGACCAGUGCAGUUUGAGUUCGCCAUGAAGAAAGAGAUACCCAAAGAGUCUCAGGUGUUCAUCACUGCUGUCCAUGAGGACAAACAAAAUGUCGACAGGUUUGCACCGACCUGUCUUCCAUUAGCUGUUCAGGAACUUGACGAGAAUCACAUCGGCAAAUUUAGUUUUCAAUCUAAUGAAUCGAUUUUACAGCUGAUGAAUCAGUCCAGCUUGGAGAACCUGCAGGUGGUCCUGAUUUGUCAGGUGGUCCAUAAGAAUGCUCUCAUUGGAGCAAUUAAACAGGCAUCAGUGUGCUAUUGGGCCGAGACGUUUGCUCAAUCCUCAGAUCUUACAGUCCUGCAACAUGACAAAUCUACAGCCUCUGAAAAACAGAGACGUGACUCAACCACCAGAAACAGGCUUGCAGGAGCAUUUGUGUCCAUCCAGCUGGAGAAAGCAGCUCUCAGAGAUGAAAUGCUGAAUGCAUUUAUAAAGAAGAAGGAACAGACAAGCACACUAAAGUUAAACCCGGAAGAAGUGGGAAAGAUGAAGAGGAAACUGAUCAUCGAGUUCUGUCACAAGUUUAAUAAGCAUAUAUCACAGAGUUUUUUCAGAGGGCAGCUGGUGGCUCUUUAUCACAAUCUCACCUCAACACUCGCCGAGGUGCCACACGUCCGUGAGAAACACUUUGUAAUUGGACAGGAAAAUGACAGCAGAUCAAACCUGCGGUCAGGAGAGAUGAUGAGUCCAGAUCCAAGGACACUUGAACCUCGACCCAAGAGACUCUUAUCAGCUGAUGGAAAUACUCUGGUAAACCUGUGGUACAUCCCUCACUACACUGAAGUGCUGCUUAUGUUCAGAGAUCUGGAGGAAAAGGAAUGUCACAGAGCUCUUCAAAACACACAUCAGAUUAUUUCAGCGCUUCAUGACAUCGUCUGUUACCUUGUGAGCUUUGCUCGGCUGGGAAAUUCAAACACAUCCUUCAACCCCAGCAGUGCUGAGAGACUAACAGCUGACUGGGGAGGAGCAGAAAGCAUCGGUGCUGAACUGUGGGACAUCCAGCGACAGAUUGACUCUCUUCAUGAACCCAGAAGUUCAGAUGCUGUUGGGAAACUCCUGCAGUUAAACAGAGAAGUGCUCUUCAUGAGCUUUGAAAUGGCAGUGCGCUUCAUGAUCAGGGAAGCAUUUCUGUCCUCUGGAAACACCUCAGCCUAUCAGAGUGUGAGUGAGAACAUGAGCCACGCCCUCCCAAUCAUGAGUGACAGCUUAGAGGGAGGAGCCAGCUUUCUCUCUGUUCCUCAGCCUCUUGAUCCAGGCUGUCUCCAGGCCCAAAAACUGUAUCCAUGGAGAUCAUUCCUCACAUGCUAUGGAUCACACCCCUUCGUUAUAUGGGACAUCUCACCGAUAGAGUAUUACAUGCAGCUCUGCUUGUGUGAUCUGAAUGGCCGAUGCCGAAUGGAGGCCAACGGAGCGAUUCUGGGUGUAUCUCUGGUCAUUGAUGAUGUUCUCAGUAGUGGACGAUACGCCGCUCCUCUUCAUCUGCAGAGCACAGGAGAUCCUGACAUCACUGCUUUGCGUGAUAAAGAAGAUGACAUGGACAGCAAAUAUAUAAAAACAGAAAAUGCAUCUAAAGUUCAAGAUCGCACCCGAUCACUGAUGAACCAGCGGGGAUUUUUACUCCUCUGGAAGCAAAUGGAGGUUUUCAAAGAAAGCUGGAUUCUACGACAGCUGGCCUCAGAGAAAAUAAACAGCCUUGCACUUUAUAAACACAUCUCACAACUUUAUAGAACGGAGAUUUACUUUCCUAGUAUGCACGCAUUGGCACAGCAUAUGGAGAAAGAGAAGGAAUACGAGAUGCUUCUGUCUCACAAUCAGUCAAUUCAACCACCGCCAGGAGCUACUGAGAUUGACAUUAAAACAUGGCAGUUACUGCGACUCUUGGAGAUCACCGAGUGUCACAUGAUCAAAGCGGUUCAGAACAGGAUUACUACUGAAAUGACUCGAGUGAUGUCAGAGCGCGCCCGGCAUGACACUGCACUCCCCACAGAUCUGUGGAAAAAGGCGUCCAUGGAGCACAGUUUCUCUCUGGAAAGACCUCAGAUAGUGGAAAACUUUGUUCAGAAGUUGAUGAGCGGUGAUGUGGAGGAGACUGAUGGACAGGUGAUGUUCUCUAAAGCUCAUCUGCAGGAUUGUUUGAUUGAACUCGCUUCGGCUGUAAUGAAUCGUGAGAAAAGCGUCUUUCUGCGUUAUUCUCAGUUUUAUGAGCAAAUCCUACAACAGCAGGGACAACUACUUUACCGGAGAGAACAGGAUGUUAAGGAGCUAGAAGCCAAAGAAAUGCACGGCAAUGACCCAUACACAAAGGUGGCAGAAGUGUGUCGGGAGAUGAUGAUCGAAAUCACAGCUCUACGUGCCCGAAUUACACAACUAGAGGAAGAGAAGAGAAACUUAGAUCAACAUCUCAACCUGAAACACAGACAGCACUAUGACUCGCUGGUCCACCAUCUGUUUUCUACAUGUAUUCAUUUGAAGUCGCGACUAGACAAAUAUCACGUGAAUAUGGAGCAAGAUGUGAGACGGCUGGUAAGCAGCGCGAGGACAGAGGCGGCGGAGAGAAUCAUCAGAUUGAAAAAUAAGCUAUCAUCCACUAAAGAAAAUGAGAAGUUCAGCCAGAGACUCGAUGAGGUAAAGCGCUAGUAUGUGCUCUGUCAGAAUACAUCAUAAAUCUUACAGGUUAGCUUCCUUUAAAUUCAAACCUGUACCUGCUCUUUUCAAUACAAUAAUGAUAUAUUGUGACCAAGACAAGUGUACUGUAGUUCAGUUGGUGAAGCAUUUUGUCAGCAGCAACGCAAAGGUACCGAGUACCAAACACAUUACAAAGACUGUCAACUAUGUAGUACUGAAUUGUAGAGUUACAGUUUUUCCACAUUUCUGUGUUCAGGAUAAUCUGGGCGGGGCUAAAUCGGUGGCUCGAUGAUGCAGUGGAGCCACCAAACAUGGCCCCGCCCCUAACACUAUCGCGAACAUCCAUUCAGGUUGUAGCAAUAUUUGAAAGUUAAAAAAAAGAAACGGCAGCUUUCCCACAAGUAGGCGUGGUUUCUGCCCCGACAGCUGACACGCCCCCAACGUUUGAGAGCCAAGAAUCCUGCCUAUUUUUCCAAGAUUUUGAUAACUUAUUUUAUUUACUUGGUAGUUUUUUAAUCAUUCAAAUUUGGCUGGGUGGUUAACAAUGCAUUUUUCUAUAGUGUCACAAACUGACUUUACACAGACUUUAGGGUGUUUACAUAAAAGCUUUUCAGUUCAAGCCAUCAAUACAAUUACAAACGGAUUAUUUGGUUGCAUGUAAACGUAGCCUGUGAUAAACAGACUGAAAUAAAGUCCAUACUCACUAAAUCUGUUUUCAUCCACCGUAGCCAAAGUCUUUUUAAGGAAGUUACGUGAUUGUGCCACUAUGUUUGCAACGCCUCCCGAUACUGCGCAUGCGCACAGUCCCUCCCCCAGAGGAGGCGGGACUAGAGUGUCCAUAUUGACCGUUGCGAUCUCCCCCAUUCAUAGCAAUAGUUGUGACCCAUCUUAUUAAUAAUAAAUAUAUUUGCUGUAGCUCAACCAUCAAAUUACUGCAUGUGCAUAGACCACUUUUAUGAUACUUUUAUUAAACAUUCAUGAAACAUUUCCCUUUGUGUCAAAUCACAAAAGUCAUUCAGGUUUGGAACGAAUAAAUAACUAAUUUUUCAAUGCAUCCUUUUAAAUUUUCACAUUAAUAUCCACAUGUAUUACUCAGAAGGAGGCAUUAGAAGAUCUUCAUGCAGAAAACAGCAAGCUGGCUGGGCUCUUUUGUAAACUGAGAGCCUUCAAUCACUGGAGGUUGGUGACUGGUAGAGGCAAGCUGCAAAAAGAC
This is a messenger RNA of Misgurnus anguillicaudatus (oriental weatherfish), 6825 nucleotides long. Lineage: Eukaryota; Metazoa; Chordata; Actinopteri; Cypriniformes; Cobitidae. The record is from RefSeq and is a predicted model, not a curated record.